AUGGCCGAGCCAGACGCGAAACCAAAGAGUCGGCUAAGACAGGGUUCUGAAUUUGCCGUGUCUGUUUUCGAGUUCAGCACGCCGUAUGAGGUUGUCUUCAAGGACUGGCGGCUGACUCUACUGCAGGCCUUCUUCACUUUCAUGGUAGCUGUGUAUGUGGCCGUUCGAUCAGUGCUGUUCUGGAGCAUCGUCAACUUUGAUCAAGUUGCGACUGGCUUCAACAGCUGGUGCUACACCUCAUGGACUUCCCCAUCUGUGUCCUCACCCCAUUGCGGAGAGAAUCCGAUGUUCGACCUUGCGCCGCAGGUUGUUGAGCAGCUUGGUGGUAUCGAAGCCUAUAACCACACGUGCCCGCGUGUGCAAGGUGCGGAGGUCAUGAAGCAAGUGGGGACCGAAGCUCAGGUUAAAGUUUGGCAACAGCUCCGACGAAACACUCCUGGAUGUGGACCAGGAGCCGAAGCAGACUCUGUCGAUGU
Molecule: messenger RNA, 476 nt
Organism: Symbiodinium sp. CCMP2456
Lineage: Eukaryota; Dinophyceae; Suessiales; Symbiodiniaceae
Source: the annotation of a GenBank genome assembly